AUGGUGGCGACGGGAGUGUUUCUGGCGGUGGUGCAGGACGUCUUGGUGACGCUACGCAACACGACGGUGUUUGUGCUGACUUCGGCUGGCUUAGACACGCCGAAAUUGCUGCGAUUUGAGGUCUUGCAGGGCGCUGACGGUGUUUCGGAGACUGUCGACGACGAUGAUGAAGCCAAUUCGUCAAAGAAGAAGCAGGCCACGCAGCCUGCGCCGCCGGCCAACCGCAUCACAAGCGUGGAAUUAUUUCAACCGCAGGGAUCGGAUCUCUUAGCUUUGCUUCUGCUCGUGGAUGAGCGACGCCUGGUCCACUACGAGCUGAACCUGUCGGCCGAGACUCUGGUCCUCAAGGCUGCGCGCUCUGUGCCUCGUAGCGCUACGUGCAUGACUGUAGGCCACUUGCAACUACCCACUGGAGAGACCAAAUACGUAGCUAUCGUAGGCCAGAAGACAGGCGAGGCUGUGGCCGUGCCCUUCCCGGACGUAGACCGUGAUCUCAAGACGCUACUGGGCCACACCACGUCCAUGGUCACUCACGUGGCUGUCAACCACGAUUCGUCGCUACUACUUACAGCCGAUCGUGACGAGAAGCUGCGUGUGUCGAGGUUCCCGAACGCCGCAAUCAUUGAAAGCUACUGCUUGGGCCACGCAGCUAGUCUCACCAAGGUAGCAUGCAGUGUUGUGACCCCGGAGCUUGUGGUGUCCACGUCUAUGGACAACACUUUGAAGCUCUGGCAGAUGACGACAGGCAAACUACUCGCGUCUGAGACGCUGCUUCCCGGCGUCGAGGUGUCUCUAGAGCCUCUGGACGAGGAAGCUAGUGACGACAGUGGCCGUCAAGCGGCCAAGAGUCUGAUCAAUGUGUCGCUUACCGUUUGCCCCAAGACGAACAUCGUGGCCGUGCUCGUGAACUACCAACACGUGCGGUUCUUCGAGAUCGUGGCGGACACCCUAAAGGAACUCGAGAUUUCUAACGAGGACGUGCAGACCUUGCUAGCAGACGAGCCGUGUGAGCUGCUGUUCACGGAGAACGGAGUGCUGGCCGUGUCGUACAAGAAGGAUCCUUAUCUGCAGUUGUUCUCGGUCUCUAAGGAGAGCAAGAGAUUGUCGCCGGUUAUUACUGCGAGUGCUGCGUUCAAUGACUUCCGGGACGUCGCUGCGACGAUAGAAUUGGUUGAUGAGGAGGAGAAAGCUCUCGAUGUACUUGAGGAUGGGUUGAAGAAGAAAAAGGCUCGGACGGGCGAAUGGAACAAGAAGGUUGGAGGCUCAUGAUCAGCCUACCCUUUUAACUUUGAGAGCAGUAGCUGUAUCGUAGGGUAUCAGACGCACGAAAAGAAAACGAA
Molecule: messenger RNA, 1340 nt
Organism: Phytophthora infestans T30-4
Lineage: Eukaryota; Oomycota; Peronosporomycetes; Peronosporales; Peronosporaceae
Exons: 2
Coding region: 1-1269 (422 amino acids)
Biological process (GO): RNA (guanine-N7)-methylation
Cellular component (GO): cytosol; tRNA methyltransferase complex; nucleus
Molecular function (GO): tRNA (guanine(46)-N7)-methyltransferase activity; protein binding
Source: RefSeq, a predicted model, not a curated record